Ornithorhynchus anatinus (platypus) is the source of this 2538-nucleotide messenger RNA. RefSeq names its product claudin-15-like. The transcript is spliced from 6 exons. Gene Ontology annotation, biological process: cell adhesion; bicellular tight junction assembly. Gene Ontology annotation, cellular component: bicellular tight junction; plasma membrane. Gene Ontology annotation, molecular function: structural molecule activity. Bases 731 to 1393 code for a protein of 220 amino acids. Lineage: Eukaryota; Metazoa; Chordata; Mammalia; Monotremata; Ornithorhynchidae. The record is from RefSeq and is a predicted model, not a curated record.
AAAAAGGCUGAUAAAAAGGGAACUCGGACAGAACAGUUAUUUCUAGAGAUGAAGUCCUUACCUAGAAAACAGCCCAUCUGAAGUUUGAAUUGGGGAGCUUAAUGACUGCUUAUCUGGUUGUCAGAAAACCAAGGUACUCAAAGCAAAAAUCCAGAUUUCUUUUCUACUUGCUGAUGUAAUAGGUCAUCAUUUUCGCUCUGAUCAGGAUUCAGAAUUGGAGAGAUUUCACCGAGGAGUACAGCUGUCAUUGUGAUAAAGUGACUUUCAAUCAGCUAUGCAAUGAAAAUCAUGGUUGGGCUGUCACAGUUAUAACCUUGUGACAAACACAAGAACAUUUUAGGUGCCAGAAGGUUAAAGUGUGAAGUAGUCUGAAUUCUUGUGGUUAUAACAUCAGAUAGCUCUCGGGAUUGGGUUUUCUUUGCUUAUUUUCAAUUGGAAGGAUACCCUCCCUGCAACCACCCCCCGACAAAAAAAGUAUACUUGUUCUCACAACAAUCUGGUGCACUAUAUAUCUUUACCAUAAAUUGCACCCAAUUAUUACUGUCACACAUGGUAGACACAGUCUUAUCUCUCUGUAGGCUAAACAAAGAGCAAAGGUAGCUUCACUCCAGAAUGAAACUAUAGAUGAAAUAGCAAGAGCUCUUCCAGUGGGGAAAAAAGAAGACUAGCUCUUCAAAAUCCUUUGGAGGGAACUCCUCUUCCCACCUCUCGUAAGGUGCUAUUUAAAAACAUGUCUGCAGUGUUGGAAAUUAUGGGUUUUCUGCUGAGCUUGGGAGGAUGGCUAGUCCUGGGGUCCACUUUGCCCAAUGGUUACUGGAAAGUUUCUACCCUGCAUGGCAGUGUGAUCACCACCUCCACCUUGUAUGAGAACUUGUGGAAAAGCUGUGCAGAAGACAGCACAGGCAUCUCCAAUUGCAAAAAAUUUGACUCCAUGUUAGCCCUUCCUGAUUACAUACAAGCCUGUCGGGCUCUAAUGAUCGCAUCCCUUGUUUUGGGGUUUCUGGCCACCAUGUUGUCCAUGUUUGGUUUGCAGUGCACCAACGUGGGCUCUACUGAUGAAAAAACCAAAGGAAAGAUCGCAGUGACUGGAGGAUCGCUUUUUAUUUUAAGUGGGGUUUUGGCUCUGGUGACCCUGUCUUGGUAUGCUGCCAGGAUCACUGCUCAGUUUUUUGACCCACUGGAUGGUGGAACCAAAUAUGAACUAGGAAGUGCUUUAUACAUAGGCUGGUUUGGGUGCCUCCUUGAUAUCCUCGGUGGAGCCUUUUUGACUUGUUCAUGCAAGCAGAAUAAACAAGUCUCAUACAGUAACCACAGAUAUGACUAUUCAGCUGCUCCAACAACAGGACGCAUUUAUAAAAACCCAGAAUCCCUUUCUUCCAAAGUCUACGUCUAAGGGCAGAGUUCUCUUUGUUAUAAAUUGGUCAUAAUGUUAUUAAUAUUUUUUCAAGGAAAGCAAAACAUCAUUUUUAUAACUUUUUAUUCUAGUGUUCUGUGUUCUGCUAAGCCAAAAAAAAAUCAAAUUAAUCCUUGCCAAGGGAAAUGCUAAAAGAUCAAAAUGCUAGUUUCUGGAAGAGGAAAGUCAUUUACUCACACAUGCAUAUAAGAUUUCAUAUGUUCAGCCAAAUUCCAGUUCAAUCAGUAUACGGGGAAAGCAGAACGAUGGAGAGCAUUAUGGGAAGGUUCCUGAUGAAAUAAAGAAGUGGAAAAGUGGGCUAUUUAGUGACAUGGGAAAAAUUCCCACAAAGUUGGUUAGGAUGAAAAUUUAAUUGUAUGUUGCCUGGUGAGGCUAUUUGGGCAAUAAGGAAUGGGAGGCAUUUUCUGAUUACACAAAGCUAUAUUCAUUGCGGUCCAUCAAAUUAAUACGUGAAUAGAUUGAGAAAGCAGUGGAAAUUUCUAACCAGCCAAUGAGAUUUAAAGAUAAGCUGUAAGGUGUGUAAGUAGGGCUAGCCAACUUUGAUAACCCCUAUCUCAUUGGCUUAGAGAAAACAAAUGACAGGUAUAGUGGCUUGUCCCAUUAACAAUUUAUAAUUUCACUGAUUGAUUGGAUUUUAACUAUCUCUGACUUUCUGUUCAGGGUUUGGCAGUGAAGGAAGUUCAGCUGUUAAAUGAAAAAGUGAAAACAGGAGGUGAAGUAAGGGGAAUGGACAGGUCAGCAAAAAUUUUCAAAUCUCUCCAAAUCGGUCUCUCUGGAGCAAACCUUUUUACUAAAUAAAGAAGCAUCCAUAUAUUCCAUAUUCAUCUCAUGGGAAGUGGCAAUUAGUGUGAUUAAGCUGCAAUGUUCCAAAUGCUUUUAUUCUUCACUGAUUAUGUGGCAAAAAUAUUCAGUCAUCAGCAUUCCGCUCUCAAAUUAACCUCUGCCAAAAUGUUGUUUGGGACUGUAUUAAUAUUUUGAGGUGCCGCCAGAUUUUUCAUAUCUCAUAUUUCUCUCGUCCCUUAGAUUGAUCUGGUACAAAGGCCUUGCUUACCCAGUUUCACAAUUUCUCUUCUGCCUUUUAAAAAUGUUGAAAACUGCUAUUAAAAGCAUAGUUUUAACAACAA